This is a messenger RNA of Protopterus annectens (West African lungfish), 3801 nucleotides long. RefSeq names its product POP1 homolog, ribonuclease P/MRP subunit (gene POP1). The transcript has 16 exons. The record is from RefSeq and is a predicted model, not a curated record. Gene Ontology annotation, biological process: tRNA 5'-leader removal. Gene Ontology annotation, cellular component: ribonuclease MRP complex; nucleolar ribonuclease P complex. The coding region runs from base 97 to 3099 and encodes 1000 amino acids. Lineage: Eukaryota; Metazoa; Chordata; Ceratodontiformes; Protopteridae.
AUCCUGUGCAAGAAGCUACGUAUACUACCAUAACUGAAUUACAGUCACAUACUCCUGGACAUCUGAUGGUCUUCUUAUAAUUGGUAAUUGAGAGAGAUGGCAUCUGCCAAAAAGAGAAGGUGCAUCUGGAAGCAGAGAAACCAACCAUCAAACCUCACCUUUUCAUCUUCGAUUCAUGAGGUGAGUCAGAGUGAUCAGCUGCUUCGGACAGGACAGGCAACAUCUUCAAGUUCUCAUGCAGAAGGGUCUGUGCCUGGUAAUGAAGAGAGACAAAAUAAAACUGGAUUUGGUUCUUCAGACUUGCUUAGCCAAGGAAAAGCUGUGUCUGGUGGUCAUCAGCAGAUGCCGUUGUAUAUUACAGCUACGCCAUUUGCUCAAGCCCGUGCUGCAGAAAUUGAUGCAAUGCUGAAAGCAGUGUCCACCAAGUCUUCCACCUCAAGAAUUUUUCAGACACUGCCAAGACAUAUGCGUAGGCGUGCUAUGUGUCAUAAUAUCAAACGUAUGCCCAGGCGACUUCGAGAAAUUGCUAAGAAAGAGUAUGAAAAAGCCACUGCAAUGAAAAAAGAACAGUCAAAAAGUAAAAGUCGUAAGGCUCGCAGGCGCCAUGGAAAUUUGCUACUGGAAUUUAAUCGCAGACAACGAAAAAACAAAUGGCUAGAAACGCAUAUCUGGCAUGCAAAAAGAUUUCACGUUGUCAAAAAAUGGGGUUACUGUCUUGGUGACAAACCUACAGCAAAAUGCUAUAGAGCAUGUUAUCGAGCCAUGACAAACUACUGCUUACUUCAGGAUCUGUCAUUUUAUUGUUGUCUGGAAUUGAUUGGAAAAGAAGAUGACCUUAUGAGGGCACUUGCUAAAGUCAGCAGUGGAGAUACAGGUCCAACAUUUGCAGCAGCUCCAUGUCUAUCAGGAAAGCGUGAAGGAGCCACGGUUUUGUACAGAAUUGACCAGUAUCCUAAUGGUGCUCUCGGGCCAGUUACCUUUCUUUGGAAGCCAAAAAGUGCUCCUGAAAAUCUUGCUGAGAUUAGACAGCUGUGGAUAUGGACUCACCCAGAACUGAAGGAGGAUGCAUUAAAUGAACUAAAAACAGCCUGCCAAUCCUUGGAACCAAUAGAACCAACUGUUCCCGUUCCUGCAUCUGUGUUUAUUCAGAAGGAUGAAACUGCAGCAUUAUCAGGUGUGGCACAAGUGGGCAAGAAACGGAAGAGAAAUGACAAUGAAGGCCAGGAUGCUGUACCUGUGAAAAAGAUAUAUGGAGAUGGAACACGGGACCCCUGUCAGCCUGUUUCCUGGAAAUCUGUGGAAACAGAUGUUGUUAUCAGUGAUCUUACGUUGGAGAUUGUUAGGUAUCGACUGAUUGGACCCCUUUCAAAUGGUGUUUUGACUGAUACAGUUGCACCUGCUGCUGUUCAUGAUGAGAGUGACUCAGCAGAAAUGGGACCCCACACCUGGUGGCAUGAAUAUUGCAAGGAUUCUAGUAACGUCACAAUCCAUUGUCGUCAGGGUACCACAUUUCAGCUACUACAAGGUAUCGGAUCACCAUCUGAAAUUCCACCAGGUACAGUUCUUGGACUCACAGUAGGAGAUCCUAGAUUGAACAUGCCAAAAAAGAAGACAAAUCCUACACCUGGCACAGUGGAUUAUCAAGACCAUGAGAAAACCAGGGAGCUGAUUCUGCAAGGAGUCUCUGUCGACUGUGCCCAGAGUUUAAUCUGGUGUCCGAAAAUACGUUGCAGUGUCACAGAAAACAAAAUCUCUGAACAGGAAUUAAAUAGAAUGAGAAGUAAGCUGCUGGUUCCUGGCUCUCAACUACAGCUGGGCCCACAUGAAUCAAAAAUUCCCAUUUUGAUGAUUCAGCAGUCAGGAAAACGUACUGGUGACAUGCAGACAGGAUGGGGUAGUGGCUGGGACGUCUUGCUUCCAAAGGGUUGGGGCAUGGCCUUCUGGAUUCCUUUUAUAUACAGAGGAGUUCGAGUUGGAGGAUUGCAGGAGGGGUUGAAGCACUCUCAUUAUAAAGGAACUCCUCAUUUUCCACAUGAUUUCCCAGACUGCCCUGGUGGGCUGCGUUUUGCUAAAGAAGUGGCAAAAGAGAUGACGGACAAGUACAAGAGGCGUCCACCAGCAAAGCGGACUAACUACAUUAAGCAUGGUGCACUUGCUCCAUUCCUUUGUCCAUGGCUUCAGUUAACAGAAGAAUGGGAAAUGACACAUGCAAAUAGUAAAUUAUCUGCUGUUGAGAGUAAGCAACUUGAAGCUGAAUUUGUGUGUUCACCCAAUCAAGCACCGGAACAAGAUAACAAAGCUACCUUUAUAAAGUCACCUUCAGGAAAUGGAACAGACAGUGUGAAUACUGAAAUAUGUAUAGCUGAAACCUCUGCAGCAGAAAAGAAAGUGCAGAUUGCACAUGAUUGCCCCAUGACUGGUGCAAGCAAACCCUUGUGUGUCCUCAGGAGCAGAAAAAUGCUGAAGUGUUUGUCAUCAUGGAUUUGUGCUUCACGUGGAAAGAAACAAGCGACAUGUCGAUUACAGAAACAGAUGCAACAGGAGUGUACACUUCAUGGUAUAGCUUCCCUGGUCACUUCCUUUCCCAGAUCUCUUGUAUGGAUCAGAGUUUCUAUGCUGAAGAAAGGCAGCCCCGAACUCCAUGCCAUGAUUUGUAUCCCAUCUACUGAUGACUUUCAGAAACUUGAUACAGAUCAGGCCUAUUCUGGUCCUCAAGAAUCCAGACAUAGAGACCGCAUCAAAUCAGAAGUGAAGAAGCUAAAAGAAAAAAAGAGAAAGAAAAAGGCCCACAUUGAAGUAGCUCAAAAUAUGGAAGUGGCAACACAAUCUGUAAAGCAAGAUAGUACUGAACUAUUACAGGGGGUGUGGCCUGAGCCUUUACCUAAUCUAACCUCCCACUGUUCCAGAAUGUUGAUAGGGUUUACUACUCAUGGAGACUUCUCAUUGGCUGCAGGCUCUGGGGAUGCUCUGGGAUUUGUCAGUUUGACAGGAUUGCUACAUAUGCUUUAUGAUCAGCCAAAGAAUAAGAAGGGUGUUGUAUUAGUAAGGAAUCCUUCUUCUGUGCAAUAUAGAUUUGCCAAACUUGACAUUGAAAUCUAAUCCAGGUAAAAAAAAAUAUUGUGUUUUACUGGCCUUAUAAAUCAGUCUGCCUUCUAGAAUAAUGUGACAACUUGCUUAAUUGCUACAGAAAGAAUAAAUAUUCAUAUUUGACUGAUCUGCAUUUGAAAUAGCCAUUUGAAGAUUUAAACUUAAGCCGCAUUCUUCAAGACCAUCUAAAAGGCCCACUUAGAAGUAUGUAUUGCUCAGUGUUGUUUCUUGUUACCUGUGGCUGGCUUGCAGCACAAGUAACAUGGGUCUAUGUCCUACAUUUCCUUUCAUACCUCAGAAGCAUGGUGGAUAGUGGUCUCACAGAGUAUCUAUAGGGGCUGUAUGACUUAUCCCUCUUUUUAACCACAGAACACUGUUUUGUCUUACAGUGUUAAGGCAUGUGCCUCUGUGCCAUACUUGAUUCAUCUUUUAUAUGUCUUAUUGGUUUAUCAUAAAAAAGAUGAUUUUUUUGUCAGCUUCCUUUUCUCUUUCUUUGUUCUUUCUUUCUUUCCUCAUUUAAUCAGUAACUGGCACUGACAAAACACUAUUUAUCAUUAGGUUCUACAAGCUGUUGAGUUUUAUUAAAUAUAACUUCUAAAAGCAUCUUCUGUCUCUCACUUUUGUAGUUCAUUAUCUCCUGCGAUGAUCAUUUUCAGAAUAUGCUUAUUUGUUUCUUAUUUAAAGGAAAUUGUAAUAAAUUGUGCCAGACUAAUA